Oncorhynchus gorbuscha (pink salmon) is the source of this 3660-nucleotide messenger RNA. RefSeq names its product potassium voltage-gated channel subfamily KQT member 5-like. Gene Ontology annotation, cellular component: membrane. Lineage: Eukaryota; Metazoa; Chordata; Actinopteri; Salmoniformes; Salmonidae. Gene Ontology annotation, biological process: transmembrane transport; potassium ion transport. Gene Ontology annotation, molecular function: voltage-gated potassium channel activity. The transcript has 16 exons. Bases 1 to 2976 code for a protein of 991 amino acids. The record is from RefSeq and is a predicted model, not a curated record.
AUGGGUCGGAUAUUCCUGCUUGUCCAGUCCAGUGACGGCGCUUGUUUCAAGCUAAUCACGUUCGUGCUGGUCUUUGGUUGCUUGGUCCUGUCUGUGUUCUCCACCAUUCCGGCUCACCAGGACUUCUCUUCCGACUGUCUGCUCAUCCUGGAGUUUGUGAUGAUCGUGGUGUUUGGGCUGGAGUACAUCAUCAGGAUCUGGUCGGCCGGCUGCUGCUGUCGCUACAGAGGAUGGCAGGGUCGCCUCCGUUUCGCCCGGAAGCCUUUCUGUGUCAUAGAUAUCAUCGUACUGAUAGCCUCUGUAGCAGUGGUGUCGGCGGGAAGCCAGGGAAACAUCUUCGCCACUUCCGCCCUGCGUAGCCUCCGCUUCCUGCAGAUCCUGCGUAUGGUGCGCAUGGACCGGCGCGGUGGCACCUGGAAACUGCUGGGAUCAGUUGUGUACGCACACAGCAAGGAGCUGGUGACGGCCUGGUACAUUGGCUUCCUGGUCCUCAUCUUCUCCUCCUUUCUGGUCUACCUUGUGGAGAACAAGUUCAACAGCGAGUUUGCCACCUAUGCUGAUGCCUUAUGGUGGGGAACGAUCACUUUGACAACCAUUGGUUACGGGGACAAGACCCCGAAGACAUGGACCGGCCGUAUGCUCUCAGCUGGGUUUGCUCUACUGGGCAUCUCUUUCUUUGCCCUGCCAGCGGGUAUCCUGGGCUCAGGCUUUGCCCUGAAAGUCCAGGAGCAGCACAGACAGAAGCACUUUGAGAAGAGGAGGAACCCAGCCGCUUGUCUCAUCCAGUGUGUUUGGCGUAGUUAUGCGGCUGAUGAGAACUCGGUUUCCAUUGCUACCUGGAAGCCUCAUUUGAAGGCGUUGCAUACCUGCAGCCCUACAAAGAAGGACCAGGGUGAAUCGUCCACAAGUAAGGUUCUCAGUAGUAAGCAGACGCUACUGAGGAGGUGUAACCUACGGAAACAUACUAGUCAGAAGCUGAGUUUCAAAGACCGUGUCCGGAUGGCGAGCCCCAGGGGGCAGAGUAUUAAGAGCCGGCAGACGUCGGUGAGCGACCGGCGGUCCCCGGGGACUGAGGCUGGGGGUACGGAGGGCACCAGCCCUGCCAAGGUUCAGAAGAGCUGGAGCUUCAACGACCGCACCCGCUUCAGACCCUCCCUCCGCCUCAAGAUCCAAUCACGCUCCACUGCCGAUGCUGACUCUAACAUGACCACUGAGGAUGGUUUCGGUGAUGACAAGGGGUGUCACUGUGAGAUCUCUGUGGAGGACCUGCUGCCUUCCGUCAAGUCUGUCAUCCGAGCCGUCAGGAUAAUGAAGUUCCACGUGGCCAAGAAGAAGUUCAAGGAGACGUUGCGUCCGUACGAUGUGAAGGACGUCAUAGAGCAGUACUCCGCCGGACACCUGGACAUGCUGUGUCGCAUCAAGAGUCUGCAGACACGGCUGGACAUGAUAGUGGGGCCCCAACCCCUGAGCAGCCGAGCCAAGACCUUUUCCUCUCCCUCCCUGCCCAUGUAUUACAGCCAGGGCAGAAAGAACUCCACGCAGGGAGUGGACCAGAUCCUGGGUAAAGGCCAGGUUCCUCUGGAUAAGAAGAUCCGGGACAAGCUGCUGUCUGAUGGAGACCUGCUGGAGGACAUGAGUAUGCUGGGACGUGUCUGCAAAGUGGAACGGCAGGUCCAGUCUAUUGAGUCGAAGCUCGACUCCCUGUUGGACAUCUACCGGCAUGUGUUACGUAAAGGCUCCUCCUCUGCCCUCACCCUCUCCUCCUUGCCUCUGUUCGAGCUGGAGCAGACCUCAGACUACCAGAGCUCUAUCCUCUUCAAGGACCACUCUACCUGCUCUACCCAGGUCAGCAGCACCGGAGGUGGGCCAGGGAUAGAGGGCCAAGGGGGGUGCGUGACCCGCUCCUCCACCAACGCCUCAAACCUGUCCCGGGGACUUCACCUUAUCCUGGCGCCACCCACCGAGCUCAGCCUCAACCUCAACACUGGCACCUCCUCGCCUUCUACCGGUGGGCCCCCGCCCUCCUCGUUCAGUCCGUCGCCCCUUCCUCAACACCACCACCAUCGUCAUCAUCAUCAUCAUACCCUGCCGGAAAGUGGGGAACCAGUCCAUAGAGGAAGUUCUUCUCACUCACCUCCUAUUCUUACUCCUAAUUGUGUAUCUGAAAGUGGGGGGUUUCCUACUCUGGCCAGGCCCCCACCGCCUCCUCCCCAGCCCAGCCGGACGGUGGGUCACUCCAGGACGGAGAGGGAGGUGGGCAACUUCUGUGGAAGCCCGGAGGAGAGGGAGGAUGGUGAUGUGUUAGGCCCAGAACAAGGCCUCAGAAUCGUGAGGCUGGGGCAGUCAAGAGGGGGGUCCAAUGGGAACAGCAAUGGCCGGCCCUGCAAUGCUAAAGCAGAGGGCUCCUGGAUGAGACACACAAGCCUGGAGAUGGAGCCCCUGGUACCCCUCUCUUCUGCUCUGGGAGAAGGAGGCCGCUGCUCCUCUGGCUCCAACCCCAGCCAGGUGGACCGAAGCCUGGGCAAAUCCAUGUCUGUCCAAGACCUGGGGCAGGGUGGGACCACCUCCAUGACCCUGGAUAGCCACCACCAUCCUAGCCUCAGCCUCUCCUCCCCCAGCCCCUGCAGCAGCGACUCCCCCACAGGCUCCCACAGUAGUCAGGACCCUGCGGGAGGGGGCGGCGGGGAUGGCUGGGGGGAGGAGGACCUCUUUAUCAGCGACAGGGAUGUGGACGCCCUCCCUCUCCCUCCCGAGGCUCAAGGUGGAGCCUUUGGCUUUGACUUCUUGUCCCAGGGUUCAGCCGACCCAACCUCUUACUCUUCAGAGCUACUGAGGACAGACCCUGGGCUUGGGGCGGGGUUAAGUGCUCUGGCGGGGUUCAAUAGGAGCCUGGCGAGCGCGAGCGGGAACACGUCAUCACCCGCCUCAGUUGGGAGCGCCGAGUCCCUGAGCAUGCCGCACGUACGGCUAAAAUAAGACACACCCCCGUGUCGUAUGGACCAAUCAAAAAACCUCACCUUAUAGAGAAGCUCUUUAUUCUAUUUUUGGAGGGGUGAGGGGGAACAGGGAGGGACUAUAAUGGUUAUUUCUGUUUAUAUUUAUGUUGAUUCAUUUGAUAAAAAGCAAAGUAUUUUUCAUCCAAGUCGACGAUACAUGAACAUAUUGCAUGAAUUAUUAUUGAAGAAAUCGAAACAAAGAAGGUAAAAUAAAGAGAGAGAGGUAUAUAAAAAGAGACUUUGAUAUAUAUAUUAUAUAUAUCUAAGAAACAAGCUAAACUUGAUCCUGAUAGACAGUGGGUUGAUCUGUGAUCUCGACACUGCAUGAGCACUGCAUGUUUUCAACUUACCCAUAAGUCUUCAUUCAUUAACACUGGAAGUUGUUGAUGCCUAUGGACCUUAUGGCAAAACCCUUCUAGAAAACAUUUCCUUAAUUUUAAUACACAUAAUCAUGUACAGUAAAAGUUCAAGUGUGGGGCCUCCUAACUUAUAAGGAGGGGCGUAUGGGGCAAGUGAAAUGCUUACAUGAACCCAAUAUCAGACUGUUAUCCAAAGCUUCUGAGGCAGCCAUCUUGAAAUGAAUGUUGCCUCAAUAUGACCAAGUUUUUCACCCACAUCAGUUCCCUAUAAUAGUUUCUCAUUUGAGUGACUAUUGUGGACAUAC